GCACAUAUAAUAUCAAAAAGACUGGUGUUGUUUCCUCUAAUGGAAUUCCAGUUACACUACCAUUGAUUGAAGAUCAGAUAACUAUCUUUCAUCAGUCCUCGCAAUUCAUUCAAAUAGCAAUAAACAAUGGAAUCAAAAUGCAACUAAACAUUAAUUCUGUAAGACAACUUUAUAUCACUUUACCUGAUGAUGCAAAGGGAACUGUGAGAGGAUUGUGUGGCAACUUCAAUGGAAAGGUAGAUGAUGAAUUUCUAUCAGUAGAAAACAUUUUCGAACCAACGGCUCUUUCAUUCAGUCAUUCUUGGAGAACUGACGCAUGUGGCAAUGCAAUGGUCCCGGCCCCUGCCUGCAUCAGUUCAGAAAAUGAAAUAUAUGCGAUGGAAUAUUGCGCCCGGUUAAAAGAUUCCCAGUCUGUUUUCUCUAAGUGUCAUUCUACAGUGGAUUUCAGAAACUACUAUGAGAUGUGCAUAGCUGCCUCAUGUAACUGCCUGAACAUUGACGAAUGUAUCUGUGCAUCAUUCGAAGCAUAUGCUCAUGAAUGUGCUGCAAGAGGUGCACUUGUGCUUAACUGGAGAACGGAUAUUUGCAGAAUAAAUUGUCCCAAAAGCCAGGUGUUUCUGUAUAAUAGCAAAGCCUGCAACCAGAGCUGUAAAUCAUUAUUUAAGUAUGAUGCUACCUGUAAUAUUCAAGACGUACCAGUUGAAGGUUGUGGAUGCCCGGAAGCAAUGUAUAUGGACGAAUCUGGAAACUGUGUUAAUAAGUCACACUGUCCAUGUUAUGUUGGUGAUGCAGCUAUAAAACAUGGCCACAGUACAACUAUUCAGGAUACCAUAUGCUUUUGUACAAGUGGAGUACUUAGCUGCAGCCUUCCAGACAGUGAAAAACCCACAGAAGAAGAUUGUACUGGGAAAGUGUUUAAGAAUUGCAGUGAUUCUCAAGGAAAUCAUCAUGCCAAGAAAUGCCAAUCUUUAAACAUACCCGGUCCUGAUGUCUGUGUCCCUGGCUGUGUGUGCCCUAAUGGUCAAGUGGAAGAUAUAAAUGGAACUUGCAUUGCUCCUGAAAAAUGCCCCUGUUUAUACAGUGAUAUCUAUCAUGACACUGGUACUACAAUCCAAGUGGAUUGCAACACAUGCACGUGCAAAGGUGGAUCAUGGAAUUGCAGUCAAAAUAAAUGUACAAAGACUUGCCUCACUCUUGGGGAAGGCCAUUAUUCAACGUUUGAUGGACUUAGCUACUUCUUUGAUAGCAAUUGUGAAUUCAUUUUUGUUCAGAGCUAUCCAGAUGAACCUGAUGCAUUUCAAAUAUUAAUAGAAAGUGUUGCUUGUGGACAGACUGGAUUUACAUGUUCAAGAGUGAUCACCAUUUUAAUUGAGGGAAUAGAAUUGAAACUACUUGAUGGCAAAGUGCAAGUCUCAUACUCCAAUCAAGAUGUUUGCACAGAUCGUAUUUAUUCACUGCACAUGGUGGGACUCUAUUUUAUUCUUGAAUUUCACUCAGGAAUAACUGUGAUUUGGGACAAGCACACUCGAAUUUCUGUAACACUGGCUACAAAAUGGCAGAACAAAGUAUUUGGACUCUGUGCAAAUUACAAUUCUCGUAUUGAAGAUGAUCAAAUGACAAAAUCAAAAACUUUGGUGACUGAUCCUGUGGAAUUUGCAAAAAGCUGGAAAUCUUCAAGGCCAUGCAAAAUAUUUGUAGAGGAUGCUGCUUCUUGUUACAAAAAUCCAUAUUGUUUAGCAUGGGCUGCAAGAAAAUGUACUAUCAUUACAGGGGACAUUUUUAACGCCUGCCAUAAAAUGGUUGAUCCAACUCCAUUUUACAAAAUGUGUGUUAAAGAAACUUGUACUGACUGUCAGGGAGGGAAAUGUUUGGGUUUCUGCUCUGCAGUAGCAAUGUAUGCGGAGACUUGUAACAAAGCUGGCAUCUGCGUUGACUGGAGAACUCCAGAUGUGUGUCCUAUAUACUGUGACUAUUAUAAUCGAGAUGAUGAAUGCAGUUGGCAGUACAAACCUUGUGGAACAGAAAUUACAAAAACUUGCAGCGAUCAUUCAAUUGACAAGAAGUUCUCUCCAAUUCUUGAAGGAUGCUAUGCAAAAUGUCCAGAUGAUGUUCCUUAUCUGGAUGAAAAUACAAUGAAGUGUGUUGACUUAGCUAAUUGUACUUGUUAUUUUAAUGGUAUAUUAUUGCAACCAAAUGAAGAAAUAAUGACAGAAUGUGGACAAAGCAAGUGUCAUAAUGGAACAAUUGAAUUCAAGUCAACAACUACUGAAGCAACAACGACAACUGCUGUAACGACACCCUCCACCGCUGGGCCAUCUACAACUGCAGGGACCGGCAGCACUCCAGCCCCAAGCACAUCCCCGACUUCACCAAGUACAACUUCAGUGACGGGAACCACUACACUUCCUGGCCCAACUACAUGUGAGUCUGAGUUCAUGAUUAAUUUAUCUUGUAUGUAAAGCCAACUUUUCAAUGUGCUGGUUAAUGGCCCUGUCCCACUGUAUGAGUUCAUUCCAGCUCUCCCAAGUUAAAGAAAAAAUCAAACUCGUGGUAAGCAUGUAGAAUGAACAUAGCGGGUACGUCGGAGCUUGGGGACGUCUCUUAACGGCUCGUAACGCUAACGGCAGAUACUCGGGAAGACCCGCUAAUGGCAGGUAAGCUCUGGAAGACUCGUGAAGAUUUUUCAACAUGUUCAAAUAUGUCCACGAGAGUCCCGAGUACUUAUGAGUGGCCAUUACCAUUAAUCUCCGAAUUCGAAACAGGGCAAAUUCGGGCAGAAUUCUUGAAUGAAUUUGUACAGUGGGGAAGGGCUUUUGGGUGUAAUCUGGUAAUAAUUUCUAGGAUACAAAUCAGAAUAAUGAAAUAUAUAUGCAUCAAGCAUGCCUCAUUUGAUAACAGCCCAUUCAUUAAAACACCAUUCACUGAAAGUGUUAUUCUGUCCUCUGCUUGAAUUAAUGUGCAAUAGCUCCAUCUUUUGGACCUUUAUUGUGAAAUGGCCAUUGCAUAUAGGAAGUAGGAAGCAGGAAGCAGGAAGUAGUCUCCUGUCUUUGUGUGUCUGUCAUGUUUUUAACAUCAGAAGCAGUCCUUUCCAAUCCUAGCUUGAUAUGUCUAAGAAAGCAAUGGCUUUUUCACUCGUUUUUCAAUGAUAAGAAUGUGUCAGCACUGGAAAUUCAUUAAACUUGAGAGCUGAGAUGCUAACUUCCUGACUCGCGUUUCGUUAUUGAAUCGAGUUUGUCAAUCUACGUUCUUCUGUUAACAGACACAUAGGUUGGACAGUUACAGUGAAAAAGCCAGGAGAACAAUGAGUGAAGCAAGCAACUGCAAUAAAGCUGCAAAAAUAAAAAAUACAAAUGAUCAUGAUGACAAAGCAUUGCAACCCAGUUCAAGCUCACGAUUCACCUCCUCCUCUAGAUCUUCAAGUAGUGCAACCACUAAAGCUCGUGCAACGGCUGAGGCUGCACAUGCACGAGCAUCAUAUAUUAAGAGAGAGCUGGCCAUAAAAAAAAGAGAGAGCAAGACUAGAGGCAAAGAAAGCAGGAGUAGAGGCAACUUUAGAGGCCUUACAUUUGAAGCAAGAGGCUGCUGCUGCUCUAGCACAAGUUGAAGCUUUGGAGGCAGCUGCAGAAGUGGAAGAUGGA
Molecule: messenger RNA, 3638 nt
Organism: Leucoraja erinaceus (little skate)
Lineage: Eukaryota; Metazoa; Chordata; Chondrichthyes; Rajiformes; Rajidae
Product: mucin-19-like
Exons: 20
Coding region: 138-2459 (773 amino acids)
Cellular component (GO): extracellular matrix
Source: RefSeq, a predicted model, not a curated record